GUUUAAACCAGAGAUGAAGGAAUUGCAGCGAAGAGAGAAAAACGAGAAGCAGAUGUUGUGGAAGAACAAGAUCCUGGUGCGAGCAGAUCCUCCUUUCUCUUCCUUCUACUAUUUCCAUCUGAUCCUACUCCAGAAUCCUUAUCUCUCUCUCAAGCUCCACUCCCUCUGCUGGAAGCUCUCCCGCAGAUCGCGCCUUGCCUGCUUCUCGGAUUCCACCGACAUCUACAUCAUCUAUCAGAAAUCUCAAUCCGAUUCCGCAUUGCAUGUGGUUAAAGAGCUCAGAGAAUGCCUGCCAGUCAGUGACGUUGUGGCUGAUGAAGAGGUGAAGUUGGGCUCUUUGAUUGCGAAAGCCAUCGAUUGCAGUCUGAGAUCCGUUUUACUUGAGAAUGGCUGGAGAUGUGUUGGCAAUAGCUGCAUUGUGAAUUCAAGCUUUGCUAGCAGUGAAGAGAAGAAUGACCUAUAUGCCUUUCACGUGACAGUGCAAGCAGACACAGAUGAUGGUUUUGUGUUCCUUGUUUCUCCAGAAGUGGUUAGAUUCAGUCGACUGAAGAUCAUGGAUUUACUUGGCCCUAAAAUGAAAGAAAGGUUUCAUGGUGGUGAGGGAGUUGUCGUGGAUGAGUAUUGCUUUGCAACAUCAUGUUCUGUUCUUCCCUCUCUCUGUGAAGGGCACGUUAUAGGACUCAGCAGACUCCUCCCUGGAGGGGAGGAUUUUGAACAGAUGGGAGAGCUCUGGUCCUUCAAGCAUGGUCUUGUACUGCCGAAUGAUUACUUCGUGCACAUCCUAUUCACCGAUGAAGGCUGUGCAAAUAAGCAUUGGUUUCCAUCUUCGUUCAUUCUGCAAGGUUCAGGGUUGACUCCAGCUCCACGAACAAUUAGAGCUACGAAUGCUGUUUUUGCAUUGGAAUCGUUUAUGAGGAUUAUUGAAGCUUGGGAUUUCUUUGAUGGAGGCCUUCUGAGGAUUAAGGGAGCUUGUCGGCUUGGUAUCAGUUCAGACCUUCCUGUAUGGGCAAAGGCUACGUGUAGCAUUGACAAUCAUAUUCUGACUGUUAAUGAUGGUACUUGUUUACCUGCAACUGUCAGUGGGAAGAUUUCCUUUCUCAGAGGCCUCCUGUCCAAUCACGAUUUCCGCAGUCCCAAACCAUCUCUGGGUCUCCUUUCUCACAGUGAAACAUCAGAGCAUAUUCACAUCCAAGGAAGCACUGCAUUUCCAAGCAAAGGCAUUCAAAGUGGUACACAUUUGUGCGUUCAGGAUGUUCUAUCUAUAAACAUGACGACUAAAUUUAGACCUCUUUUCAAGGGCCGCAAAGCUAUGAAGAAAACUAUUCAGUCAGGCAACAGGAUUCCCUCUUCCCCAAAAAGUGGUCGCAUUGAAAAUGAGGCUUGUCUACUGACAGUCACUGAAAGUAAAAGGGCAGAUCUUCACAUGGAUGAGCCACUUCCAAGCUGUUUGAAUCCAGGACCUGUACUCAAAGUCAAUGCUGCAAUAGAAAAGGAUGGCGCUCUUAGACCUUUCAAGAGGAAUCUUAACCCAAAAGAAGAUGCUGCAGUGCCAAAGGAUGGGAUGAAUUUGCACAUAAGUUCCCAAACUUCAAUAAACAAGGAAAAUGCACGAGUUUUUCUCGAUAAGGGAUCUAACAAGGGCUUAUCAAACACCAGGAAAGAUAUUGAGAAUUUGCCAAAGAAACAGGGGAAGCAACUGUCUGAAAUUGCAGCUAGAAAAGAGAAUGAAAAGAGCAUGCCAAAGAAACAGGUGAAGCAACUAUCCGACAUUGCAACUACAAAAGAGAGCAUGCUAAAGAAACAGGCAAAGCAACCAUCGAAAAUUACCAUUGGAGAUGUCGAAAAUCUAGUGCCGAAGAAACGAGCAAAGCAACCAUCUGAUAUUUCUGCUAGAGAAGAAGACAGAGAGGAGAAUCCACAAAAGAAAUGGACAAAGCAUCAAAUUGAUUCAUCUGAUAUUAUUGCAAAGGUAAUUGAUUACCAUGCGAGAGGCCAGCUGGGAUCCCUCAUGGUUCCUGAGCUGAAGAGCUUCCUUGGUGCAAAAAAAGCCAAGGUAGGAGGCAAAAAGGAAGACCUUAUCCAACGGAUCGUGACAAUACUCGCUUGAUCUGGCAUGGUUCUCCACACCCUUUCUCUAAGUUUCUCUGUUGUAUAUAAAACCAAAAGGCAAUGACAUGGUGAGAUGACAAAUUCAUGAGUUGCCUUAAAGAGGUGGUCCUCUGAUUGGUCAUCUAAGAAGGGCCAACCCAUGUGAAAACAAAAGAGCAGACCCCCAUCCUUGGGGUCCCUUUGAAAUGCACCACACCAUGAGGCAUCUCACCAUAUCACUCACUGGAACCGAACCCAAAUUUCAUGUUUUCAAUGUAUUGAUACCAUAUUACUAAUUGUCACGGAUCAAUCACAGUUUUUGUCUUUGACCAGUUCUAUGCCAAAUUAACAAUGUAUACUGUGAUGCAAGAGCAAGUCUCAAAAUCUACAUUUUUCA
Molecule: messenger RNA, 2485 nt
Organism: Magnolia sinica
Lineage: Eukaryota; Viridiplantae; Streptophyta; Magnoliopsida; Magnoliales; Magnoliaceae
Exons: 18
Coding region: 14-2107 (697 amino acids)
Source: RefSeq, a predicted model, not a curated record